AUGAUGGGCUCUUCCACCUCCAACAAUUUGAAAUGGGUCUCCUUGAUUGUCCUCAUUGCGCAGACGACGGCACUGGUGUUAAUAUUACGGUAUUCUAGAACCCAGAAGGUUGAAGGUCCUAAGUAUUUGUCAUCGACAGCUGUUGUAACAUCAGAAGUGGUCAAGUUUCUCACAUGUAUUGUUGUCCUUUUCUACAACAACUGUAAGUUUUCUUAUUUACAUUGAGUACGCAUUGAUUAGCUUGGAAAGUCGAUGGCGUUUACCGUGAUCUUCAAGUCGAUGUUUUUAAUAAGCCAAUGGAUACGCUGAAAGUUGGAGUUCCAGCUCUUCUUUAUGUGAUUCAGAACAAUCUGCUCUUCUUGGCUUUAAGUAUGCUGGAUGCAGCCACGUAUCAGGUACAUAGAAUAUUCCAAUUUUUUUUAUGUUACAGGUCACAUAUCAAUUAAAAAUUCUGACAACCGCUCUGUUCUCAGUUUCAAUGUUGAACAAGAAGCUGAACAAACUAAAAUGGCUGGCAUUGAUUUUCUUGACUUGUGGGGUGGCCUUGGUUCAGGUAAGUUGUCUGACUAAAUCGAAUUAUUUGACUUCAGUUGCCCAAGGAUUCCAGUAAGCCAAAAGAAGAGGCAUCGAAUGGAUUCGUGGGUUUGGUUGCUGUUCUUUGUGCCUGUUUUUCCUCUGGGUUUGCUGGAGUUUAUUUUGAGAAGAUCCUCAAGGGCUCCUCUGUAUCUCUGUGGAUGCGGAACUUGCAGUUGGGUAUGUUGUUGGUUGGUCAAAAAAGUUUGCUUUAGCUUUCUUCAGUAUUUUUGGAGGCUUAUUUAUGACAUGGCUUUAUGAUGGACAUGCCGUUGCUCAGAAUGGAUUCUUCCAGGGCUACAAUUCCGUCAUUUGGAUUGUUGUUCUUCUGCAGGUAAUUUAGCGGAUUCAAUAUAAUCUUCAAUCCUUCAGGCAUAUGGCGGACUUGUCAUCGCUUUGGUCGUAAAAUAUGCAGAUAAUAUUCUGAAGGGAUUCGCAGUGUCCCUAUCUAUUAUCUUAUCCAGUUUUAUCUCGUGGUGUUUAAACGAUUUUGACCCGUCUUUGUAGGUUUUUUAUUCAAGUUGAACUUUUUUUUAUUAUCUGAUAUAAAAAAUUACUUUUCAGGACAUUUUUCGUUGGCUCAACUGUUGUGAUUGGGUCCACUUUUCUUUAUGGGUACGAAGCCCCGCGGCAAAACCCGGUGCACGCAGCAUAG
This is a messenger RNA of Bursaphelenchus xylophilus (pine wood nematode), 1228 nucleotides long. NCBI's taxonomy places the organism in Eukaryota, Metazoa, Nematoda, Chromadorea, Rhabditida, Aphelenchoididae. The record is from the annotation of a GenBank genome assembly.